Molecule: messenger RNA, 1218 nt
Organism: Truncatella angustata
Lineage: Eukaryota; Fungi; Ascomycota; Sordariomycetes; Amphisphaeriales; Sporocadaceae
Exons: 2
Coding region: 122-829 (235 amino acids)
Source: RefSeq, a predicted model, not a curated record
ACGCUAGCACACUGGGAUCCGUUACGACUCCUAUCUAAUAUUAGCAUUGCUACCGCCGCGCUCUUGUUCAUUUUUGCACUUCGAUUUGUCAUAAGAUAUAAGAGGAAAGUCAUUUGACAAGAUGGCUAGCGGACUUAGUGGACUAGGAAAACUCCCUUCUGUAACACCUAAACCAGGGAAAGGGGCGAAGUCACGUGCAUUUAGCAAAAGUGUUAGGACGGACAUGUCAGCCAACAAGCAUCCGGCGUCUGCUCAACUCGGAGUGGAGGUUACACUCGAACCGCUCUAUAAUGGGAACGACGCAAUGGCUCGUCCGCCGCCUCCACCGCCAUUAACACGUCCAAUACUAUCAACAAAAGUAGUGUCGUUUGCGGAACGACGCGUGCAUAUAGCAUUAUUAACAACGGGAGACCUAGACAACAACUUCUUCAGCCAACCGAACCCGGACUACACUUCUUCAUCUUCUUCUUCGGCCCUGAGACAGCCCAUUAAUUCACCUGCUACGCCGAGGAGGAGGUCUUAUACGAAAACGUUGCCUCUCGGACCACCUCAACCGGUGCCGGGGCUGGAGGAAGAUGGAAGCGUGACUUCGUCCUCGCCGAGUUCUUUCCCUUCGUUAACUCCAACCCUACCACUUACGCCGCAUAAGUCCUUUCGUACUCACGGGAUUAAUGUCAAAGGAGAAAUCAUAUCUGUUUUAAACAACGCAGGGGCAGGUUGGAAACGGCACAUCCGCGUCUACGGAGGAGGCGUUUGCCUCGCCUGUACGGCAUUGGAAGGCAAAGGCGAGUUCUACGGCCAUAAAGUGCGGCCCGAGGAGCAAAGAUAGCUUUAAGAUCACAGUUUGCUAUCAGACACGGAAGAUGAUAAUGGACAUGACGAACCGAUCGAGAAAUGUCGUUCAUAUAACAUUGGAGUCUUUGCAUUGAUUGCGUUCCUGCAUUUUGUAGCAUUUAUCGGUCAGAUUUUUUGGUUGAACCUCGCCUGUACAGCUUCAGGGCAACGAGGUACCUGUCAUUAGUGGCUGUGUCUGCUCGUCUUAGCAUACUGGAUAGACGAUGCUUUCCAAAUCCCCGGGAGUCUAAGCAAAGGCCGAGGCCGUGGAUGAUACAAAUACUAGAUGGUCAUAACACUCACCUCACAGCCCGCUUCAUGCUUACAUCCUCUGGAUAAGAAUUGCCUUGGUAUACGUGCCACCCAUACUAGCGAAGCUUUACA